ACGCUACGGUGUUCAAUAAUUCUCUCUUCUCAUUCUCAGCACCGCUCCCACUUUUUCUCACACCUGUCUCUGCUUUUGUUCUCCUCUCUCUCUCUCUCUCUCUCUCUCUCACACACACACACACACACGCAUUCAUUCCCUUAGCUGAGUUUAACAAACAAGUUCAGAGCAGAGGGAACAGAAACACUCACUUCUUAAGAUGGGAUCUGGGGCUGGUAAUUUCCUGAAGGUGCUUCUCAAAAACUUCGAUGUCCUUGCCGGGCCUGUGAUUAGUCUUGUUUAUCCUCUAUAUGCUUCAGUUAGGGCAAUUGAGAGCAAGUCUCCUGUUGAUGAUCAGCAGUGGCUCACUUACUGGGUUCUGUAUUCCUUGAUCACCCUCUUUGAACUCACUUUUGCUAAACUUCUUGAAUGGAUUCCAAUAUGGCCCUAUGCAAAGCUGAUUGCAACCUGCUGGCUGGUCCUGCCUUACUUUAGUGGUGCUGCUUACGUUUAUGAGCAUUAUGUGAGACCUUUAUUUGUCAAUCCUCAGACCAUUAACAUCUGGUAUGUUCCAAGGAAAAAGGACACCUUUGGAAAGCCAGAUGACAUUCUAACUGCUGCAGAGAAGUACAUCCAAGAGAAUGGAACAGAAGCUUUCGAGAAUCUGAUCCAUAGGGCUGAUAAAUCAAGAGGGGGUGGCGGUUAUUAUUCGAUGUAUGAUGAGACAUAUUGAGUGCAAUCGUGUAGCUUAUGCCUGUUAUGGAUAUGGGAAUUCAUGUAAAUCUUACCACGUUACUGAUCUUUGUUUUUAAUUCUCCGAGGAGAUACUUUGUUUUUUUUUUAUCCUUUUAUUUUUAUUAUCGUGUAAUAUCUUAGAGUUAGUCAUGAAUGUUUUAUAUAAUGGCGAUGACACCAAUGGUAUAUAUAGAUAAUGUUGGCACAAUAGCAUAAACUCGUUGAGUUUUUUCCCCUUUUGUUAUACCCUCGACACAAACAAAAGCCCACACUAUUAAUAGGUCAUCAAGUUUAUAGGUAUGCAAAC
Molecule: messenger RNA, 1021 nt
Organism: Abrus precatorius (Indian licorice)
Lineage: Eukaryota; Viridiplantae; Streptophyta; Magnoliopsida; Fabales; Fabaceae
Product: HVA22-like protein a
Exons: 5
Coding region: 200-712 (170 amino acids)
Source: RefSeq, a predicted model, not a curated record